Molecule: messenger RNA, 222 nt
Organism: Mesorhabditis belari
Lineage: Eukaryota; Metazoa; Nematoda; Chromadorea; Rhabditida; Rhabditidae
Source: the annotation of a GenBank genome assembly
AUGAAGCAGAUCGAUGGAGAAAACGACAAAUAUUUCACUUUCGAUCGUGGUACCAAUGAGCGUGGCAGCUUUUUGAGGAUUAUUGAAGCAAAGAAGACCUCAGGCUUCCGUGGAGGAAUUACCGUGCCUGCCUCGCUAUUGCUCCAGUUUCGAGAUGCUUUUAAUGAGUUCAUCGAGGACUUCAAGCAAGAUUUGCCGGAGAAAGUCGACCAAUUGAAGCUU